This is a messenger RNA of Micromonas pusilla CCMP1545, 755 nucleotides long. RefSeq lists its product as uncharacterized. Lineage: Eukaryota; Viridiplantae; Chlorophyta; Mamiellophyceae; Mamiellales; Mamiellaceae. The transcript has a single exon. Bases 1 to 627 code for a protein of 208 amino acids. The record is from RefSeq and is a predicted model, not a curated record.
AUGACCUCCCUCGCCGCGUUCGCGCCGCGCACCGCGGCGCUCAGAGUCGCCGCCUCCAAGCCGGCGCGCGGGACCCGCCGCGCGGCCGCGCGCGCGCCGCCGCCGCCGCGCGCGUCGUCGUCGUCCGACGACGAGAAGGACUCUUCUUCGGAAUCUUCCGAUUCGCGCUCUUCUAUCCCUUGGACCGAUCGCGUCAACUCGCGAAGGUUCGUCCUCGGCGGCGCGGUCUCCGCGGCGAUGACGCUCGUCAUGACCGGCGCGCCGUCUCCGGCCGCGGCGAAGGACGGCAAGAACGGCGUGUACUGGAUCUCCCCAAAGGACGGCGCGACCGUCCCCUCGAAGUUCCCCGUGAAGAUGGGCGUGAAAGGAUACGAGCUCGCGCCCGCGUCCGAGGGUCUCCAGGAAGGAACGGGGCAUCAUCACAUCGUCGUCGACGGCGGCGUCGUGCCCAAGGGCGACGCGAUUCCGUUCGACGCGACGCACGUGCACUUCGGGAAGGCGCAGAAGGAGGGCGAGCUGGAGCUCUCGCCGGGGCAGCACACCUUGACGCUGCAGUUCGCGAACGCGAAGCACGAGAGCUUUGGAAAGAAGUUCGCGAGCACGAUCACCGUGAACGUGCAGCCGUGAUGAAAUCGCGACGAAAUUGAUGCAUCACGGAGGACCGAACGCCACGGUUCGGUUGUUGUACGCGCGACGAGCGCAUAUCAUAUCUAUUCAUUCACGCAUUCAUUAAUAACGAUACAUCUAUUCAUAUU